AUGGGGGUUGAUUGUGAACUGUCUGUCACAGCCCAAAAACCUGCCUUUGAACCCUUAACCCUGCCUGUCAUGAGCCCAGAGAUUAUUAAUGCACACCAUGUCUUUCCCGUCAACCCUGUCACUGCCAUAGAGACCAUCCAAGAACUACCAGCCAGUCCAGUUUCCCUCUAUGUCUCUGUCAAGGAAUCUAAAUCUGAGCUGUCUGUCUGUCUAAAUGCUUCUGUUGAGUCUGUUGUUAAACCUUCCGUCUGUUCAGUUUCAGUCAAUGAGCCUGCUAAUGGACUUUUUGUGUUCCCUGCCUUGGCCCUUGAGGCCAUAAAUGCUCUGUCUGACCUGAUUGCACUGAAAGAGGAGGGUCAAGAACUGGAUGAAACUGAAGAGAAAGAUCAGUAUGAGAAACAUCAUGAUUUUGUAACUGAAAAGUAUAAUCGCUCGCAGACUAAAAAAAAAGCGUCCUCACAAAAAAGAGCUCAAAAGACAGGAUCUAGAAGUCGUUUCACCUGCAAACAAUGUGGAAAAAGUUUCAGUCGACAUGGACACCUUAAAAUCCACAUGAGAAUUCACACUGGAGAGAAGCCCUUCACCUGCCAACAGUGUGGAAAGAGUUUUGACCAAAAAAGAGCCUUUACAGUCCACAUGAGAAUUCACACUAGUGAUAGCGCAUUCACCUGCCAACAGUGUGGAAAAUGUUACAGCAGAAAAGAAAACCUUAGGUACCACAUGAGAGUUCACACGGGAGAGAAGCCUUUCAUCUGCAAACACUGUGGAAAAAGUUUCACUCGAAGAGGAAGCCUUGAAAGCCACGCGAGAAUUCAUACUGGAGUGAAGCCUUACACAUGCUCUCAGUGUGGAAGGAGUUUUACACAUCGACCAACUCUUAAUGCCCACAUGAGAAUGCACACUGGAGAGAAGCCUUACACGUGUUCUCAGUGUGGAAGGAGUUUCGAUCAACUGGGAAACCUUAAUGUCCACAUGAGAAUUCACACUGGAGAGAACCCUUUUUCCUGCCAGCAGUGUGAAAAAAGUUUCAGUCGAAAAGGAAACCUUGAAGUCCACAUGAGGAUUCACACUGGAGAGAGCCCAUACACCUGCCAACAGUGUGGAAUAUGUUUCACUCAAAAAGGAAACCUUAACAUUCACAUGAGACUACACACUGGAGAAAAGCCAUUCACGUGCCAACAUUGUAAAAAGACUUUCACAUAUCAAAGAGACCUGAAACGGCAUUUGCAAAUCCAUUCUGGGAAGAAAUUGCAGUGUCGCCCGGUGUGGCAAGAGGUUUACAAAAUAGAGCAAUUUUAAAUAUCAUAUGCGCAUUGACUGCGCCUUUCAACCCUCACA
This is a messenger RNA of Sinocyclocheilus anshuiensis, 1338 nucleotides long. RefSeq names its product gastrula zinc finger protein XlCGF28.1-like. The transcript has 2 exons. Bases 1 to 1299 code for a protein of 432 amino acids. Lineage: Eukaryota; Metazoa; Chordata; Actinopteri; Cypriniformes; Cyprinidae. The record is from RefSeq and is a predicted model, not a curated record. Gene Ontology annotation, biological process: negative regulation of transcription by RNA polymerase II; regulation of immune system process; regulation of cytokine production. Gene Ontology annotation, molecular function: RNA polymerase II cis-regulatory region sequence-specific DNA binding; DNA-binding transcription repressor activity, RNA polymerase II-specific. Gene Ontology annotation, cellular component: nucleoplasm.